Molecule: messenger RNA, 351 nt
Organism: Colius striatus (speckled mousebird)
Lineage: Eukaryota; Metazoa; Chordata; Aves; Coliiformes; Coliidae
Source: the annotation of a RefSeq genome assembly
AUAAACAUAAUAAUAUUUAUAUUCACACUAUCCCUAGCCCUAACCACAAUCCUUACCUUAGUAAACUUCUGAUUAGCCCAAAUGUCUCCGGACUCAGAAAAACUCUCACCCUACGAAUGCGGAUUCGACCCCCUAGGCUCUGCUCGACUUCCAUUUUCAAUCCGAUUCUUCCUAGUAGCAAUCCUAUUCCUCCUAUUCGACCUAGAAAUCGCCCUCCUCCUGCCACUCCCAUGAGCAACUCAGCUAUCAUACCCAACCACUACACUAUCCUGAACCCUUAUCUUACUUACCCUCCUCACACUAGGACUAAUCUACGAAUGAGCACAAGGAGGACUAGAAUGAGCAGAAUAA